AUUUUUAUUGUGCCUCGAAUUGUUCACCGAACCGGUCGCGUUUUUGCCUUUUGACAUCCGAGUCCCUCGGGAGUUUUUCUAUAUAUUUAGAACGAUAAACAACCGUAUCAGCCGACCUGUGGAUCGCCAAUAAAGAGCUGAUAUUCCAGAUUAACAUUUAGCUGUGUUGAAAUCAGCAAAUAAAAUAAGAAUCUGUCAUUGUUCGUCACCGGUUAUAAGGAAAAAUCCCAAAAAAUAGGGUUUCCAAUAUGACCUGGGGAUUUGUGACCUGUGGCCCUAAUGAGGCCUUAGUUGUUUCUGGAUGUUGCUACAUGAAGCCGCUUUUGGUGCCGGGUGGCAGGGCCUUUGUAUGGCCCACCAUCCAGCAAGUUCAACGAAUUUCGCUGAACACGAUGACUCUCCAGGUGGAGAGUCCUUGCGUGUACACCAGCCAGGGAGUCCCCAUCUCCGUGACAGGAAUUGCACAAGUUAAAGUUCAGGGUCAAAACGAAGACAUGCUGCUUACCGCUUGUGAACAAUUUUUGGGCAAAUCGGAGGCAGAGAUUAACCAUAUUGCUUUGGUCACCCUCGAAGGACAUCAGCGGGCCAUUAUGGGAUCAAUGACCGUGGAGGAGAUUUACAAGGACCGCAAGAAGUUCAGCAAGCAAGUGUUCGAGGUGGCUUCUAGCGAUUUGGCCAACAUGGGAAUAACUGUCGUCUCCUACACCAUCAAGGAUUUGCGCGAUGAGGAGGGUGACUCAAAGGGCUAUCUUAGGUCGUUGGGUAUGGCUCGUACGGCGGAGGUGAAGCGAGAUGCUCGGAUCGGCGAGGCUGAGGCCCGCGCCGAGGCCCACAUUAAGGAGGCCAUUGCUGAGGAACAGCGUAUGGCUGCCCGUUUCCUCAAUGACACCGAUAUUGCCAAGGCACAGCGUGACUUCGAGCUUAAGAAGGCCGCCUACGACGUGGAAGUGCAGACCAAAAAGGCCGAGGCUGAGAUGGCUUACGAGCUGCAGGCGGCCAAGACCAAGCAACGCAUCAAGGAGGAGCAGAUGCAGGUCAAGGUGAUCGAGCGUACCCAGGAGAUCGCAGUUCAAGAACAGGAGAUCAUGCGUCGUGAACGGGAGCUGGAGGCCACCGUUCGUCGCCCAGCUGAGGCGGAGAAGUUCCGUAUGGAGAAGCUGGCCGAAGCCAACAAGCAACGCGUGGUCAUGGAAGCCGAAGCAGAGGCUGAAUCGAUCAAGAUUAGGGGCGAAGCCGAGGCUUUUGCCAUUGCGGCCAAGGCGAAGGCAGAGGCCGAGCAGAUGGCCCAGAAGGCAGAGGCCUAUCGCGAGUACCGGGAGGCUGCCAUGGUGGAGAUGCUGUUAGAUACGCUGCCAAAGGUUGCCGCCGAAGUCGCUGCCCCACUGUCGCAGGCCAAGAAGAUUACGAUGGUGUCCAGCGGAACUGGCGAUAUAGGAGCCGCCAAGCUAACCGGCGAGGUCCUGUCUAUUGUCAACAAAGUGCCAGAGCUGGUCAAGAACAUAACCGGCGUGGACAUUGCUCGGUCUGUGCAUGCUGGCUAAAAAAAGUACCCAAUCGAAAACCAAAUCAGAACACACAAUUAUGUACUCUGCAAAAUAAAAAAAAACAAAAACAAAAAUAUAAAACAAAAAUGAAACAAAAUAACGCAAUCUUGAACGAUCGAAUACUUCAAAACUGAAAUCGAACGCAUUUAAUCUUUGUUUAUGUAUUUAACGACAUAAUUAAUAUAUUAUUGAAUCUUUGUGCUAACCCGACAAAUUUUGCAACAUGUUUUACACACACACUCAGAGAGAGGAGCAAAGAUAUUUUGUAUUCAAUAUAUAUGUAUUUAUAUAAGUGUAUUGCACAGAGCGUGGAAUAAAUAUUCUUCCUUGAAUCAACAAA
Molecule: messenger RNA, 1884 nt
Organism: Drosophila eugracilis
Lineage: Eukaryota; Metazoa; Arthropoda; Insecta; Diptera; Drosophilidae
Gene: Flo1
Product: flotillin-1
Exons: 8
Coding region: 249-1541 (430 amino acids)
Biological process (GO): protein localization to plasma membrane; protein kinase C signaling; regulation of receptor internalization
Cellular component (GO): plasma membrane
Source: RefSeq, a predicted model, not a curated record